This is a messenger RNA of Pectinophora gossypiella (pink bollworm), 1478 nucleotides long. RefSeq lists its product as uncharacterized. The coding region runs from base 29 to 778 and encodes 249 amino acids. The record is from RefSeq and is a predicted model, not a curated record. Lineage: Eukaryota; Metazoa; Arthropoda; Insecta; Lepidoptera; Gelechiidae. The transcript has 2 exons.
UUCAGUCGCUCGCUCGCCACCCGCCACCAUGGGGGACGUGUUAGAAAACGAAGAAUAUUCCUACAUAGUCACUGAACGUGAUUUCGUUUCCAUACUCAUUGAUUUAUACAGAAAUCGCCCGGAAUUAUGGAAGGUAAAACAUAUCGGUUACCUCGACAAACAGCAGAAAGCUCGCGCGCUAGACGAGAUGGUUAAAGAGCUUCAAUCGUACAGGCCCGACUUCAAUAAGGAGCAAGUGAGAAAGAAGAUAAACAUAUUGAGAACUAACUUUAACAAAGAGAGACGCAAGGUGGCUGCGGCGCGGCGGAGAGGAGACGACGAAUACAAGCCGCAUCUUUGGUAUUAUAACGAGUUGUUAUUUCUUUCUGAUGAAGCGCAAGGCGGGAAUUUUAAAAGCUCUGAUACAGAAGACACAUUGGUAGAACAGAAGUACCUUCCAGACAGCGAUUUCCAGGACACGACAGUUCAGUCCCCAUCUACCACACGACAGCACACCAACGUACUCAAAACUAUCACAGUAAAAAGAAGAAAAAUUAACCUUGAAGAAGAAGAAGAAGGAGUUGAAGGACAUGAAAAACCCGAACCAGAACAAUACAUGACCGUUACAACGACUUACUAUAAAAAACCUAAAACAAAAGAAGAUAUUCUAGCGAAACACUGGGCGAUGAAAUUGAAGAAACUUAGCGGCGAACAAAAGUUGUUUGCGGAGAAGAUCAUAAAUGAUGUGCUGUUUGAAGGGGAGUUAGGGAAUUUGACCAAGAAUGGUGUGUCGUUCUGAAAGACUUGUAUUACUAUACCUCUAAAUGUUCUAUUUUGUAUACCUUUUGCAUGAUACAAUGUCGACUUAUAGGGAAGACCACAUAAGCGCCUUUUUUUAGAUUUUUUGACGUGACUUACUGCACUAUUUGGGCCAGAGCGUCCUCUGAGGGGAUUAUAUUUGAAAAAAUUAAUCGACCCUAAUGGGCCGAUAGCGAUAGGCGCUGAACGAGAGAAAUCCUCGACCACGCCGGCGAAGUCGGUAUCGGGGUUCUGAAGUGAUUGUUAUCUAUAUGUUUAUACUGUGAACCUUCAUUUUUUUAAAUGUUUUGUUUAUGAUUUGUGAGGUAAAUAAAUAUUAAAUGAUGUUUACAAAAGCUUCUUUCGUAAGUAGCACAUACUACCUACCUAAGUGAGUAAUGACGGUUAAAUCUUCUAACGUGUGGGUUGUGAGGUGAAAUCUCAUCAACCUCGGUGUCAGGGUUAUUAUUGAGCCGCCAAAAGCCCCUGAAAUGACUCAUGUAACGACUACUUACUUACAUCAGUAAGUAGUAACCGGGACCAACAGCUUACUUCCGAAGCAACGUCCUACCUUACCUGAGAUUUGGAGAUAAAAAUUACAAGCUGUUUUCAACGAAUUUAGGUUUCUCUCUUUAUUUAAGAGCUGCGCUCUUACGUGACGUGUAGAACGGUGGUUGCCCCAAUCGCCUUCCGUUCCGCAG